Molecule: messenger RNA, 2364 nt
Organism: Gordionus sp. m RMFG-2023
Lineage: Eukaryota; Metazoa; Nematomorpha; Gordioida; Chordodea; Parachordodidae
Product: polyamine-transporting ATPase 13A3-like
Exons: 19
Coding region: 1-2364 (787 amino acids)
Biological process (GO): polyamine transmembrane transport; intracellular calcium ion homeostasis
Cellular component (GO): membrane
Molecular function (GO): polyamine transmembrane transporter activity; P-type transmembrane transporter activity; ATP hydrolysis activity
Source: RefSeq, a predicted model, not a curated record
AUGGCAUCUGCACCUCUGCAAAUCCUCGGUUAUGGUAUAGAGGAUGGAGAUCCUAUACCGAGAAAUCUUUUUAUAUCUUCGGACCGGUUAGUUCCUGGGGAUUUGUUGAAUAUACCGAGAGGAGGGUAUGAAUUUAUGCCUUGCGAUGCAUUAUUAUUGUCAGGUCAUUGUGUCGUAAGUGAAGCAAUGCUAACAGGUGAAAGUAUGCCUAGUUAUAAAAUACCCAUUAAACCCUUGGAAAUGGAAAUGUUUAAAAUGAGAAGAGAUUCUAAGCAUCUUUUAUUAUGCGGGUGUAAAAUAAUGCAAACAGAUGUUGACGCUAACAGGCAACAUAUUGAAUGUGUUGUCAUGAGAACAGGUUUUAACACCCUCAACGGAGACAGGAUUAGAUAUAUCAUAUAUCCCAAGCCAACGGUUUUUAAAUUUAGCAGAGAUAUUUCAUUGUAUAUUGGUUGCUUGACUACACUAGCAGUGAUUGGAAUAAUUUUUAAAAUGGCACUAGACUUUUCCAUGGCUGCUAAUGAUGGCAGAGAGUUGACCCCGAUUUCAAUAAUAUUGGAUGGCCUGGAUUUAUUGACGAUUGCAGUGUCCCCCGCACUUCCAGCCUGUUUAGCUAUAGGCAUCGUGAUAGCUUACAACAGAUUGAGAAAAGAAAAUAUUUUGGUUUUAAAUACCAAUGCUAUUACGAUAGCAGGAGCCAUUAAUGCAAUUAUUUUUGACAAAACAGGUACUCUAACCGAAAACGACAUAGAUAUUUUAGGGGUUGUUGAUACAGAUUAUUACACUAUGAAAUUUAAUGAGAAGUUAAAAAUUCCAGAUAAAUUAGAAUUCUGUCCAUUCUUGAGGGCACUCAUUACUUGCCACACUUUAACCCUCACAGAUGAUAUUUUAUCUGGCGACCCAUUAGAUAUAAAAAUGUUUGAGAGCACAAAAUGGAGAAUGAAGCAUUACAAACUAUUAAAAUCAGAUAUUAAAAUAAUACUAAAGCCCGCUAAGGAAGAUAAAAAUACACCACAUAUUGGUGUUGUUCAUCGCUUUCCGUUUGAGUCUGUGUUGCAAAGGAUGAGUAUCAUUUGCAAUGUUUAUGGGACAAAUUAUUUUGAAGUCUAUUGCAAAGGGUCUCCUGAAAUGAUCCACAGUUUAUGUGUACCUCAUUCGAUUCCAGAAUGUUAUCAAGAAGAAUAUGAAUCACAUGCCAAUCAAGGAUUCAGGAUACUGGCUUUUGGAUUUAAAUAUUUGGAUGAUUAUAGAUUAGCUGAUACAAAAAAUGUGAAAAAUUUAGCCAGAGAAUUAAUUGAAUGUAAUUUGUGGUUCCUUGGAUUUUUAAUUAUGGAUAACCCUUUGAAACCUGAAACAAUUCCAGUUAUACAAGAUUUAGCGAAAAUCAAAAUGAGAAUGGCCAUCGCCACGGGAGAUGGAAUGCAUACGACUAUAUCAAUAGCUAAGCAGUGCGGUUUAAUUAAAAAAAAUGAAAAAGUAGUUGUUAUUCAUGCAGAAGGGGGACCAGGAAAAGCUCAAGAAAUAAGAUAUACUCACGAUUUUAUUCAAGAUAAUGAGAGAGGAGAUGCUUCGAGAAUAGGUACGAUAGAUUAUUUUGAUAACGAAUAUAUCGAAGAGAAUUCAUAUACAUUAGCAAUUACAGGUGAAUCAUUUGAUAUGCUAAGAAAAUAUUUUCCUGAUAUUAUACCUAAAUUGAUGGUUAAAGGUGGCAUUUUUUCAAGGAUGCUUCCCGAGCAAAAAGCACAGUUAAUAGAGCAUAUGAAAGAAAUGGAAUAUUAUGUGGCUAUGUGUGGAGAUGGAUCAAAUGAUUGCAGAGCACUCAAGGAAGCACAUGCUGGCAUAUCAUUAUCUGAAGCAGAAACAUCUAUAGCAGCUAAUUUUAUUUCAAAUCAGCCGAACAUUAAAGCAGUUAAAGUUAUAUUAAGAGAAGGCCGUGCAGCCUUGUCAACUUCAUUUGGUGUAUUUCAAUAUGUGGCUGUUUAUAGUUGCCUACAAUUGGUAUCUACUCUAGUGCUAAGUUGGAUUAGACAAGACUUUCCUGAUGCCCAAAAUCUGUUUUUUGAUUUAAUUCAACUAACCAUAUUAAUAGAUAUUUCAUCUAUAAGUCACUCUCAAAAUGAAUUAUCUCAUUUAUAUCCAGAUACGAGCUUAUUUGGAACUACAGUGUUAUGUCUUCCCUUCAUGUCUACGGAUGAAUUACAACCUGGUCACAUGUGGGAAUGGGUGAUGGAGCAGUUAAUACGAAUAGCAAAAGCGUGGGUAAGUUUUGUUAGAAGGUUGAAGUUGAAUAUUAACAGAGGGAAUAGUAUGGAUAAACUCAUGUUCAGUACCAUUGAAAGGGAAGAGAAUAGGGUGCGUCAGUAG